Zophobas morio is the source of this 1878-nucleotide messenger RNA. Its product is annotated as UDP-glucosyltransferase 2-like. Lineage: Eukaryota; Metazoa; Arthropoda; Insecta; Coleoptera; Tenebrionidae. The transcript is spliced from 9 exons. Gene Ontology annotation, molecular function: UDP-glycosyltransferase activity. The coding region runs from base 1 to 1878 and encodes 625 amino acids. The record is from RefSeq and is a predicted model, not a curated record.
AUGAAGGGAAGGUGCGUAGAGGAUGUGGGAACGGAAGUGAUGGAAAUGGUGGUUGCUUUGGGGAUUGGAUCGAGACUGCCGAAGGCGAGGGUUCACGAAAAGCGUGUGAAGUAUGUGAAAGAGGUGAAGUAUUUGGGUAUAAGAGUUAGUGAGUGUAUGAAUUUUAGGCCGCAAGUCGAGAGUCUGAAAGGUACAGCAAACUGUGCUAAUAUCUUGGGGGUGUUCAUGUACCCUUCCAUCAGUCACCAAAUGGUCUACCACAACAUCAUGCAAGAACUAUCCUUACGGGGUCACCACGUCACCGUUGUAACACCUGACCCCGUGAACAACCCCGCUUUUACAAACCUCACAGAAAUCGACAUUCACUGUGCGUAUGACCUUUUGGAAGAGAAAAAUGUCCAAAAAUUGUUUUUCAAAGACUUGACUUUCUACGACAUAACGCGAAAUUUUUUCCAACUUUUGGAAAUCAUUGCAGACAGAGAAUUAAGCAGUCCUUCAUUUAAAAAAUUGCUUGGGGAUCAUAAUAGGACAUUCGAUUUGAUUCUCGUCGAACUAAUGCAUCCAGUUAUGUACGCAUUAUCUGGAAAAUUUAAGGCACCAGUGAUUGGACUCAUGUCGAUGAACAUCUUCAACACCCAGUAUGAUGCUGUUGGUAAUGUGAAUCAUCCAGUUUUGUACCCUGAUUUUGUCAUAAACCUUCCGGCUGGAAACAUGAUGCUGUGGGAAAAAGUUCAAAGUUUGGCGUUUUUUGUGUGGAAUCGUUACUACUACCAGAAUGUGGUUCUGGUGAAGGCUGAUAAGCUCGUGAAGAAGUAUUUCGGGGAUUUAGCUUACAUUUCCGAGUACGAGAACAGUGUCAGCAUGUCUUUGCUUAACAGACAUCACCAAAUACAAAGUUUGAGACCAAACGUACCUGCAGUGGUUGAAAUUUUACCUUUGGAGUACCACUCACCUAAACCUUUACCAAACGAUUUGCAAAGAAUUUUAGAUGACGCUAAAACCGGUGUGGUUUAUUUUAGUUUAGGCACCAACGUGAGAAUGUCCCGUUUGGAACCACAAAUUCGAGAGAAUAUUUUACAAGCUCUGGCCGAACUUCCUUAUCAAGUUUUACUCAAAUGUGAUGUUGAUUUACCUAAACUACCCACUAAUGUGGUUAUUAGAAACUGGUUUCCGCAGAAAGACCUUCUAGCGCAUAAUAAUGUUAAGGUUUUUGUGACACAUGGAGGGUUGCAUUCGCUUGAAGAAGCCGUUUCUAGCCAGAUCCCCAUUGUUGGAAUACCGUUUUAUGCUGAUCAACCCGAAAAUGUUCGCAAGUUUGUGGCUUUAGGGAUAGGUGAACAAAUCAAUCCGACUUCUAUAACUGCAACAGAGCUAAAAGAAGUUAUUGUGAAAGUAGCUGGAUCUAAGAUGUAUAAGGACAACAUCAGGAAAGUAAGUGGGGUCGUUUCUGAUAAACCACGAAGUGGAUUAGAAGAUGUGAUUUGGUGGUCCGAGUACGUGAUUAAACAUGGGGGUGCCAAGCACUUGAAAAGUUCAUCCGUUCAUAUGUCCUGGGUUACGUAUUUUUUCUUAGAUGUUAUAGCGAUAACGAUUGCUAUAGUAGCAGUUUCGAUGAUUUGUGAUUUAUUAAAACAACGUGAUUACAUUCAGUACGCCAUGUUAGUUUCUUGUUUGCUUCUGCAACCCGUAAUGCUUUUGGUAGCAAAAUUGUGGAUUUCGAACGAAUUGAAUGGCAUAUUAUCAGCAAUUAAUUUAUCAGGUAUUCCAUGUGUCGCAAAAAUUUCUUUGAGUGCUUUAAUAACAGAGUCUGAAUUUUUGUUUGCAUAUUCCAGAAUAUCACAACCUACUAUUUCAAACGGAAGUGAAGGAAUUUCGUGA